AAAUUUUGGACUUGAAUUUGUGCACGCUGUACGUCUCUCUUUGGAUGAGACUCUGUGAUGCUUCCGGUUUCGUCAGAAUCUGGCAAUAUACAUCGAAGAGUGGCAAGAAGAACCUACUCUGCGAAUGGCAAGAAACAAGAUGGCGUCCUGAAAUAUGUCCUGAAGAUCAUAUAACAGAAGGUGGAAGUGAAUUUAAUCAAAUUCUUGCAAGUUCUUGUUCUUUGGAUGGUCAAAGAUUUAUCACAGCUGGAACUGACACUAAUAUUCGCGUGUAUGAGAUUUCGUCGCGAAAUUUAUUGGGAAACUGCCGAUCCUCCUAUCUCCAUGGGAGGAUGGAUGGACACGUUCGACGGAUAACGGCGCUCAAGUAUCAUCCUCGUGGAGUUGCUUCCCCAUUCUAUGCCCAUCUUUUUAUAUCCGGGGGCUGGGAUGAUUCUAUUCAGAUCUGGGAUGACCGAUAUGAACAUUCUAUUUGGUAUUGUUACAAGCAGCAGUACUUUGGCCCGCACGUAUGUGGGAGUGAUGCACUUGACAUCGAACCAGAAGCAAAUCACAUAAUCACAUCUUCUUGGCGGAGGGAAGAUUCCAUCCUUCAGGUAUGGCUUUUCAACGAGGACGCGGUCACAAACUUUUUCGAGACGGGCACCAAGGAACCAAUUCGUGGAAGUUUAUCUCCAGCUAUCUGCCAAAAGAAUUCUGAUCAGCAUUUGAUGCCUCUGGCUGAAAUCGUACAGAGCCAGUUUGAACUACCAACAAGUGGCUAUGUUGCACGCUGGCUUGGCACAAAGUUUAUGCUCUAUGGAGGCUCCGAUGAGAAUAUCCUCAAAAUAAUCGACAAAAGCACUCUCAACGUGAGUUGCCUAUCCUCCCUCUGCUCCUCCGACUUAAUUAUCACUCAAGCUUUUAUACAUUUUUCCUACGAAAUAGACGUAACAAGGGAAGGUGGGGUUCUAACAAUUUGGUCGGACACUUAA
This is a messenger RNA of Dibothriocephalus latus, 974 nucleotides long. The record is from the annotation of a GenBank genome assembly. Lineage: Eukaryota; Metazoa; Platyhelminthes; Cestoda; Diphyllobothriidea; Diphyllobothriidae.